This is a messenger RNA of Eruca vesicaria subsp. sativa (arugula), 552 nucleotides long. Lineage: Eukaryota; Viridiplantae; Streptophyta; Magnoliopsida; Brassicales; Brassicaceae. The record is from the annotation of a GenBank genome assembly.
AUGAUUCCGUCUUAUGUUUUCAGUGUUGCCUCAUUAAUUCUCCUUAAAGUUAUUUGGAGAUGUCCCAAACCAGACUGGCUCCUCAUCAAAGCUGCUUCAUGCCUAGAAAAUAGAACCUCUAAUCCGAACUUAACCAAUGUGUUCUCACAUAUGAGCCUCAGGUCUAUAGGUAUCGAGCUGAGCUCUGUUUCAGACCAGACGGAUGAAGCUGUCUUUGUUGCUUUUGAUAUGGAGAUGGCUAAGUUAACCAACAUUCAAGCUGCUGAAUCUACCCAUAUUUUGGGUGUGGGUGCCAAUGCUCAUGUGAACAACAAACUCCCAGAGUUGAUUGCUGAUAUUGUUGGCAAGACCUUCGUCUUCCAACUCAAGUUAGUAGAGUUCAAUUUUACUUCCAAACACCAAACCUUCACUAUUUCCAGUAUCAAUUCUGAGCGUCAGGAUUCACCUCUCCCAGAAUUUAAUAAUAUUCAUGAGCAUUACUGGAUUCUGAACAGGGAGGUGACCAUGGUACUAAUGAUGAUAUGCCUAGAGAGAAUUCAGUUGCAUAUAUGA